Messenger RNA from Pelodiscus sinensis (Chinese soft-shelled turtle), 1951 nucleotides. It is a transcript of the gene LNP1, whose product is annotated as leukemia NUP98 fusion partner 1. Lineage: Eukaryota; Metazoa; Chordata; Testudines; Trionychidae. The record is from RefSeq and is a predicted model, not a curated record.
CAAUAAAAGCAGCCACACAACAAGUGGCCAGUAGGAUGGCAGAGUAAAGGCGUAAUGAGUGGCCAGCAGGGAAGUGGCAGAGAGCAAUGAGCAGGUGGAUGACACGUGAGCAGCAGAGGGAGUAAUCUCUUUACCUCCUCACACUCAGGACGGGAGGUGAACUCUGUGGAUGCACCUCUGAACUCUGGGUCUGAUCUAACCAAGGGCUGCAACUCAGAGGGCGUGAGAAAAGGGUUGGGCAUGUGAAGAGGACAUUUAGAUUGCUGGACUUAAGAACCUGAUUGGAAAAGGACACUGCCCAACCUACUUGUGUUCAGUGUGGGACUAUCUGCUUGGCAGUCCAGUCCAGCGUACAUCUGAUCUGUCUGGUUGGGAGCUCCCCCCAGUUUGGAGUAUCUGUACAUGGAAUAUGAAGAGGAUGAUGACAUUUCCUUUGCAAAAUGGAUGAGCAGCUUCUGGGGCCACAGCGUGAUUGAUGAGAAAGAGGGUAGAGGCCACAGCAAACGCCAGACGCGAUCCUUUAGUGAAAGGAGAGCCUCCCUUCCAGCCAAGCUUUCAUCUAUCCAUAUGACAAGACUUCAUGCAUCUACGAAAACCCCAUCCUCAGGCCACUUGAGGGGCUGCAAGGAGUUUCAAGAGAGCCAAGAUAUUAAAUGCCAUUGUCACAUGAAGGCAUGCAAAAUAUCUUCACCAGAAGGCUCAGGAUCAAAUAGCAGAUCAAGCUCCAUCCAGGAAUUUUCAGAAUCCUUUGAGAAGCAACUACACUUCAAAAACAAGCGCUCAUUUUCUUUGCAACCUGAUGGCAUGAAAGAGAGAAGAGAGAGAGCAAGAUUGUGUGUGUCCAGGAGCAGGUCUCACAAGAAAGAGGGAGAGAAGAGGGAGCCAAAGAAAGAGCAGGAGGAUGAAGAAGGUCCAGUGGCUGCUGUUGGGAAACAAAGCUAAUAGCUUCCAUCAUAAGCAGGCAUUAAAAAGAGAUAUUCCUUCUGCUUAAAAGGUUACAGAGAAUUGGAAUAAUUCACUUAUGCAUUCUAAUUGAAAGAGUAAAGUGAGUUUUGUCAUUUUGUUUUGACUACAGGAAGGGCACUUAAAAUAAAGUAAACCCUAAUUUUUUAAAUAAAAUUAAUACAAUGAUACCUCUGAAGAUGUGUUUCUAUUGUCCUCUGCUUACUUUCUCCAUUAGAAAUGUGACACUUGCUUUAGAGAAAGUGGACACCUAGUUAUAUCCAGGUUUAAGUGAGCCCUGCAUCAUUUCAAUCUGGAUUUCACCCAAAUUUAACUUUAGCAUAGUAGUAGAUAUGCUUAUGUAAGAGGAGAAUACAGAUAGCUUGCAGAGCCUUACAAAAACACACAUUACCCACUUAAUUUCAAUUUUUGUUAUAAAUUGGAAACUCAGUCCAAAAUGUUUGGGGGAAGGGGAGGAAGUCACAUAAACUGCCAUGCACUGCAUAGCUUUGACAGUUGGUUUGGUUUGUCUUGAAAAUGAAAAGUUUCUUUUUUAACCACCGCCACCACCACCACCAUUUAUUGAAUAAAACUAAAGGAAUACACAGCUUUCACUGAAUACGUCACUGGCUCUGUCUAAAUCCUGCCACACUCUUCCUUGCUAUACCUUAUCCAGCUAUGCUUCCUCACCCAUUAUUAUCCCUCAGUGUUACACUCCACCUCAUCUCUCCCCCCAGUGGCAAUUCUUCCCCCUCCCACGAGCUAAUUCACCCUCCCACUUCUACCGCCCAUAUCUCACUCACCAUCUACCUCAAUCUCCCUUGUACUGGUCUCUCCCUACCCCAUUUACUAUCUCACCCACUCCACAGUUCCUGUGAAACCUCAUUGCUUUAUUUCAGGUCUUGCCUCUUGUGUGCCUCCUUGUAACCUAAAGAUUUCCCCAAUAAAAGACGGCUUUGCCAACCUGUCGCUUGCCAAGCUGUGUUGUUCAGGGGGUUGACAGAACACU